This is a messenger RNA of Malaya genurostris, 2609 nucleotides long. RefSeq names its product protein odd-skipped (gene odd). The record is from RefSeq and is a predicted model, not a curated record. Lineage: Eukaryota; Metazoa; Arthropoda; Insecta; Diptera; Culicidae. Gene Ontology annotation, biological process: embryo development; embryonic pattern specification; regulation of transcription by RNA polymerase II. Gene Ontology annotation, cellular component: nucleus. Gene Ontology annotation, molecular function: DNA-binding transcription factor activity, RNA polymerase II-specific; RNA polymerase II transcription regulatory region sequence-specific DNA binding. Bases 512 to 1777 code for a protein of 421 amino acids. The transcript has 2 exons.
GUCUAAACAUCUAGUUUCAAAGCUAUACCAAAAAUAGAGCCAACGAAACACGACGUCGUGUGUUUCGAGAGUUGAGCGAUCGUUGUUUUUUUUUACUUUCCUGUUUUAUGGUAUGCCAAGCACACGAAGCUAGCUUCAGAUAGGUGGUGCAACAAAGUGUGGAUCAUCUGGUGGUGUGUUUAUGUGCGUGUGUAACCCAUAUAGGCAUAGUAUCGUAUCAUCGGUGUAUGGGAGGACUGAUUCCUUGUGCCGGAGAAAAAGGAUAACGUGCAAAGGAUACCGAACGGCAGCUUUAGUUAUGUGACAGCUUCGGAACGGUGAGCAGUGCUUCCGUCGAUUGUGUGCUUUGAAACCAACAAACGAACGAAACGGACAGAAAGGUUAUCAAUUUGCCCCUGCUGGCUGCUAGUGAGAGAUAGUCGUGAAUGAACUUUGUUGUGAUUAAGCAAACCAGUGGAGAGGAGCUAGAGUAGAGUUGUGAUUGAGAACAGUUUUGGGCAGAACAUUUAAGAUGUCUAUUAUUCAUUCGUCGUCGUCGACCUGCAGUGAUAUCAGUAUUGAGGAGUUGAAAGCCAGAUCACCAGAUUUCCAUCCGGAAAUUCUCGCCGCCAUCAAACAGGAACCGCGUUCGACCGUUUCGCCUAUUUUAACCCCACCGCACACUCCCACCGAAGAUAGUAUUGGCUCGUUGCCCGGCGGGAUCACAUCGCGGAACUACUUUGAUAUGGAACAGCAGAACCGGUCUCCGAUUCAACACCAUCAUAUGUCGCAUCCCCAUCACCAUCAUCCGCAUCAACAACAACAACCCCUGCAGGAGCUUCCGAGCACUUUCAUCUCACCACAAGCGAACGCUCAUGGACAGCCCCAUUCGAUGGAGGCUUUUCUUUACCAACAACAACAACAGCAGCAUCAGCAACAACAGCAACAACACCAACAGCAACAACAACAGCAGCACCGUCUAUGGCUCCAAACUCAGGCAGCGGCAGCAGCGGCGGCACAGCAACAUUUACAUCGAACCGGUUAUCCCGUUCCUGGGUACGCCCAGCUUCCUGCCGCCGCAGCCGCUGCCGCCCAUCAUCCCCAUGCUCUGAUGCAGCAGUGGAUUCGCAAUGCCGCAAUCUAUCAGCAACACUUUCAACAUCAGGGCUAUCCGGCGGAUCUCGCCCGCAUUCCCAGUCUUGGCCGUCCCGUGAACCCACUGGGACCGAUGAAAGUGACCGGCAAUGGUAGUUCCCGGCCGAAGAAGCAAUUCAUCUGCAAGUACUGUCACCGUCACUUCACCAAGUCGUACAACCUGCUGAUUCACGAGCGCACCCACACCGACGAGCGGCCGUACUCGUGUGAUAUCUGCGGUAAGGCGUUCCGCAGGCAGGAUCAUCUGCGCGAUCACCGGUACAUCCACUCGAAGGAGAAACCAUUCAAGUGUUCGGACUGUGGCAAAGGGUUCUGCCAGUCGAGGACCCUCGCCGUCCACAAGGUCACCCACCUGGAGGAGGCACCCCACAAGUGUACGAUCUGCAACCGUACCUUCAAUCAGCGUGCCAACCUGAAAACGCACCUGCAAAGCCACUCGCUCACCGAGGUCAGCCCGAACGGGCCGGUGUUGGAUCUUUCGCAAAAAUCUGCCCCGUCCACUCCGGAGAAGGAAAUCAUCGUCGACGAGGACAUCGAAGACGAUGACGACGAGGACGAGAUUGACCGGCACGGAACACAAAUUCAAGCAACGCUCCCGAAAAAAUCCCUCGGAUUUUCUAUCGAUGAGAUCAUGCAGCGGUAAUUUGGCUUCGCCAUUUGACCCACCUUUUUCACACAGUGAUGUUCCUUAGUCAGUCGGGAUGAACCAAACGAUCGCGGGUGCGGUUGAAGCGGUAAAAAAAAAGAGAAAGAUUUAGACACAGAGAGAGAGAGGGCAAAUGCGCGGGACGAAAUUAGUUGAAUCUUUUGUUUGUUGAUUUUGUAUUCGUUUGUUUCUUUUAUCGGGGAAUGUCAUUUAUCCAUUGUUACGUGGUUAGCCUUUAAAACGGAGGGAGAGAAACGGGAAAUGGUAGUCCAAAGCAAGAAAACGCAGAUAAUAGACCGAAAGAGAAAGGUAGUAAUUUUAUGACCUAGAAAAAAAAUCCAACAGAGCAGCCAAAGACGAGAGUAAUAGCUUGUUUUUUUUAUUCUUCUUCCUCUUGUUUUCUAUACCCACUCUGCCAAACAGUACACAUCCGUAAUUAGGUGUAAUUCAAUAAUUGCUAGAGUAGGGCACAGCGAAACCAGGCGAUAGAGGAAACCUUUCUUUGAAGACUGAUUGAUAUUGCUUUUAUUUAUGAAUGCGCAUAUUUUAGGUAAGACAUACGCUCACACCCACAAGCACACACCCACACACACACACAUGCAAACAUGAAUACAAACCCUGUUUAACCACAUUAUUAGCUGAAGUGGAACCUUGUUGUGACUCGUAUAGUAGCUAAAACUGGAAAGUAUUGCAAACUGAUCUCAGCCAAAACUUAAUUAGUUGUAGGAAAAGAUUUGUACAUAGCUUAGAAUAGAUGAGUAUAUUAUAUUUUAUGUUGUAAAUUUAAGUCCUGUCAAGACGUAAAUUAUUGCUAUAUUACAGAUAUGUA